Penicillium chermesinum is the source of this 2439-nucleotide messenger RNA. RefSeq lists its product as uncharacterized. The transcript is spliced from 4 exons. Gene Ontology annotation, molecular function: ATP binding; protein serine/threonine kinase activity. The record is from RefSeq and is a predicted model, not a curated record. NCBI's taxonomy places the organism in Eukaryota, Fungi, Ascomycota, Eurotiomycetes, Eurotiales, Aspergillaceae. Gene Ontology annotation, biological process: protein phosphorylation; intracellular signal transduction. The annotation marks the transcript as partial.
GCACUGACGCAUGCUCGUAUUCCAGACUCGCAGGAAAUGCAGAACCCCGCCAAGGUCCCGGCCCAAGCGGGAGCCGGUGACCCCGACGCCAAGUCAAGAUCGCAGCCUGGGCAGGUCCGCUUCUCGUCCGUCACGCAGGAGAUUGAGCCUGCUUUGACUUCGCCGGCCUCCGACCAGCCUUCCAAGGACGCCCUCAAAUUGACUACCAAUGACGAAGAAUUGAAGUCGCUGGCGAUGAGCUUGCAGAAAUCCCAGCUCCAGGAGUCAAGACUGCAUAACUUCUCAUACGAACCAAUGUCGCUCCCGUCAUCCAGGGUCGCAUCCCGAGAAUCUAGCGAUCGGAGCCACCGUGAGGGUAUCAACUCACUUAUGUCCUCUCCUCACGCUUCCCCUCCCAUCUCCGCCGUACAGUCGCCUCCCCUGACGCCCGCGGUGACCAAUUCCCGCGAUGGCCGAGCUGCUGAAAGCACUGCGGCUUUGAACGCUCCUGCUCGUGCGAAUCCACAAGCGAUCACUCCGGAAACAUCACCUCAUGUUUCCUCCGGCGAGAAGACAGACGCCCAGCAAAGCACCCACCAGAGUGCCCCACCCUCGAGAGCUUCUACCGAUAUCAUUUCCAACCGAGCUACGGCUUCAUCCGAUGUUUCUUCUUCAUCUAAUAUACCCCACCACCGAGCUCAAUUCUUCCUUGGUACAGAAGGAACUACUUCCCACGAAGAGAGCCCUCCGCCGACCCCAAGAGAUUCGCAUACGCCCCCAGGAGCUAUCACCCCGGUAGGCGAGCCAAAUGACCCGUACGCUCGAAGUAAGCGGGUCCCACAAAGCAAAAAUCUAGGACAGCUAGAUGCGAGAUUCAUCUUCGGAAGCCGAGAUUCGUCGAAGCGAUCGUUUCGUCCAGGAACCCCUCGUUCUGCUAGUGCCAGCGAUGUCACCAAAUCCGGCGACAAAAGGAGUAUUUUUAGCAACAACAGGAAGGAAGAUGAGUCAAAAAAAGCGCAUGCUCAUGGCCAUAACCAUCAUGGACACAACCAUCAUGGAUCUAUGUCGGAACUCAAGCGAUUCUUCAAGAUGGGACAUAAACACAAACGCCCUGAAUCUCCCACGUCUGCACCCAAACGAUCAAGCAAGUCGUCUGGUAAAUCAACCCCAUACCAAAUGGCAUCUGAUAGCGUGCCAUUUGCAGACGACCACGGUUUAGGAUCUAAGUACGGGAAAACGGGCAGAGUGUCGGGUUCAGGGGCAGGCGGCUCCGCUCCGUCUGUUGAAGCGCAACAGCGACGGCGUUACCUUCGCAUCACGGCCGAGUUCUGUAUUGGUUCGACUUUGCACCACGGAAACAUCAUCGAAACCCUCGACAUUAUUCAGGAAGGAAAUCAUUGGUACGAAGUCAUGGAAUACGCACCCUUUGACCUCUUUGCCAUUGUCAUGACCGGGAAAAUGACGAAGGAGGAAAUUGCUUGCUCGUUCAAUCAAAUCCUAAGCGGCGUUGCGUACCUGCAUGGAAUGGGCCUAGCGCAUCGGGAUCUCAAACUGGAUAAUGUCGUGGUCAACAGCCAUGGCAUUAUGAAGUUGAUUGAUUUUGGCAGCGCAGUUGUCUUCCGCUAUCCUUUUGAAAAUGAUAUUGUUCCAGCGUCAGGAAUCGUGGGGUCAGAUCCUUAUUUAGCGCCAGAAGUCUACGAUGAGAAGAAGUAUGACCCUCGUCCGACAGAUGUAUGGUCGCUGGCGAUCAUAUUCUGCUGUAUGACUCUCCGUCGCUUUCCUUGGAAGCAACCGCGCGUUAGCGAUAAUUCCUACCGACUAUUUGUUUCACCUCCAACUCCCGGCACUCCGGUCCCCGAUGGCGAUACUAGACGGCCUCGCCCGAAGUCGACUCCCGAUCUACCUUCCUCUGCCCACGAACAACGACAAGCACAAUAUCAUUCAGAUGUGUCGCAGCCUGCAUCGCCUACCAAGUUGUCGGCUCCAGCGCCCCAGGCACCCAAUGGCGCCAAGCCAGAACAAAACGCCGAGUCAACUGCCGAAUCCAGCCAGAAUGGACCCGGCGAGCCUGCUCAAAAACAAACCAGCCAGUCCAGUACAAGCACAGCGGCCAACAACACCGCCGGUGAGAAGCCUGCUCGCACAACAAGUAAAGAAGCACCUCCCCUUCCGCCAGGCUCUCAGCAGGCGAGUCAACGCCAAGAAGUCAUCAAGGGCCCAUGGCGGCUUCUCCGAAUCUUACCGCGGGAAAGCCGCUAUAUCAUUGGCCGUAUGCUGAAGGUUGAUCCGAAGGAGCGCGCUACCCUCGACGAAGUUCUCGCAGACGACUGGGUGCGCAACAUUCCGACUUGCCAGCAAGAGGUGAAUGGUGAAGUGAGGCCAGCCAAGAACCACACCCAUGUUCUUGAGCCUCCUUCGCACAGUCCCGCAGUUGCCAGCAAAGGAGCCAAAGGCAAAUAA